This is a messenger RNA of Aricia agestis (brown argus), 8733 nucleotides long. RefSeq names its product neurofibromin (gene Nf1). The transcript is spliced from 67 exons. Lineage: Eukaryota; Metazoa; Arthropoda; Insecta; Lepidoptera; Lycaenidae. Gene Ontology annotation, biological process: regulation of GTPase activity. The record is from RefSeq and is a predicted model, not a curated record. Bases 34 to 8442 code for a protein of 2802 amino acids.
GAAACGUAUUUACUUUUGUAUAUUUUAAUCACAAUGGGUACGCAAAAACCAGGAGAAUGGGCCAACUCUCUGAUUGCCCGGUUCGAAGAGCAACUUCCUUACAAAACAGGUGCACAGAAUUUGCACUCCCGAAUAAAUGAUGAACAGUUCAAAGGCUGCCUGGUACAAAUUAGUCGGCAUCGCUUUUCUCUUGUCAUAUCGGGCUUAACGAAAAUUCUUCAAAGAGUCAACGAAUUGUAUCAACCAACCUUAACGGCUUGUGUCAAUCGACCCCAGACUGAGCAAGAAAAGGGCUACCAUGACAGUCUAGUGAUAGUUCUUGAUACACUAGAGAUAUGCCUCAACUCCCAACCAAAGGACACGGCUAAACACGAGGAGGCUAUGAAUGUUAAAAUAUUGUUGAGAGAAGUUUGUCAGUUUAUAGAUUUACGAAAUGAAAGCAACAUUAAUAAUAUAGAACUCCGUCAGCUGGCCAGCAAAGUACUGUUUGCGCUUAGUUUAAAUUUUUUUAAUGCAGUAUUCAAUAGGAUUAGUGCAAGAUUGCAGGAAUUAGCCUCCUGUAAUGAAGAAAACCCCGAUUAUACAGACAUAGAGUUAAUACAGCAUAUAAAUGUGGAUAUUGUCAGGCUUAUACGGCUUUUUACAGAAUCCUUGCAGAAAUUUAGAUUGCUAAAAAAAACUUCACAUAUAGUCCUUGUAGUGUCCCUGGAAAAAGCAGUUUGGAAUUGGAUGGAUACUUAUCCUCAGGAGUUUGCGGAAGUCCAGUGCCGGCCUAACGAGGAGCUAAGCAAGUGUUGCGACACGCUGUUCGACAUGCUGCACGACAGCUUCGCCGACAACAAGAAGUCGCGCGUCGCCAUGUGGCCGCUGCAGAUCAUGCUGCUCAUACUUAACCCCAAAGUUUUAGAAGAAAUAGUCAAUGCAGACAGUGGUGCGCCGUGCAGUCCACGGCAUUCAAAGAAGAAACAAUUUAUUGAUGCUGUAAAGAGGGGACUUAGUCCCCAAAACAAUUCAAAGCAAGUGACGGAGGCGGCAGUAGUGACUUGUGUGAAACUAUGCAAAGCGUCCACCUAUCUCAAUAUAGCAGACUCCGGGAAUGUCACCUUUGUACUAGUCAAAUCUGUAAUCAAUGAUCUCAAGAUGCUGCUGUUCAACCCGGUGAAACCGUGGGCGCGGUACGGCGCAGCUCCAGGAUGUGCGGAGCUAGAGCUAGUGACGGAGUGCCUAGUGUCGCUGUUCCGCAUAAUGCCGCACUCCAACGACGCUCUCAAAGUGUGCCUCAACCUUUCGGCGCAUAUAUCCUACCAUUACGUCAUCGUGCACGCGCUUCUUAGGAUAAUAAAGCAGCCACGACUGGCGUGGUGGCCGCAGAUAGAGCUGCUUUACCCCAAGGCCGCGGAGCUGAGAGUCAUGUUCACAGACACACUCAAUAAGGCUACACAGGGGUACAUAGUGCACACGCCACUACGUAUGAUCUCGUUGACCCUCAAGUCGAAGGAGGUGCAGUCUAAACUGAACAAGUCGGAGGAGCAGCCUGCAUACCGCAACCUGCUGCUGCUGCUCGUCAAACUGAUACACGCUGAUCCCAUGCUGAUGUUGAGUAACCCCGGCCGCUCUGCGAUUGAGAUCCAGUCGUCCACAACGGAGCUGAUCAACGGUCUGGUCUCGCUGGUCCACCACACUGGAAUGGGCGAGAUCUCUCAAGAAGCGAUGGCGGCGCUACUGGCUUUACACCGGCCCGACAGAGUUCACAUGUGGAACCCUGAGGCGCCUCUUAACACGUUUUGGGAUAUAAGUUCGCAGGUGCUAUACAACAUCAGUCAGAAGUUAAUCCAGCGUCAGGUGGCGAACUACCGCGAGGUUCUGCGGUGGCUGCGCGACGUGCUCACCUGCCGCAACCAGUUUCUCGCCGCACAGAAGGAGUACGCCAACGUCGGAGCGCAUAUACCGAUAUGCAAGCAGGCGCAUAUUAAGUUGGAGGUGGUGUUCUUCAUGUGCCUGUGGUCUAUCGACACGGAGGCGGUGCUGGUGGCGAUGUCGUGCUUCGCACUGCUGUGCCAGGAGGCGGACAUCCGCAGCGGCACGGACGAGUGCGCCACCUCACUGCUGCCCAACUACGCCGUGUUCCAGGAGAUAGCACACACAUCUGUCGUGCUUACUACUGCAGCCAGCCAGGAUAUUGGAAGGGGUUGCUAUUACAAAAAUAUACACAGUUCCGCGGCGUUACAAAAACGGAUAAUGGCUUUACUGAGAAAAAUAGAGUACUGUGUUAACGGCGUCCAACCAGUAUGGGAAGAAACAUUUCGAUGUUGGGAUUCAGCGUGCAAAGUUCUACAGAAAUGGCCUAAAAGUUCCACCGUCGAUGAGGAACCUAUAUCCCGAACCCACAAGCGCAGAGUGCCACAUCAUACCAGCACGGAACACGAUGUUGAGAUGCAAAUACAAGAGUGGGCGAACAUAACGUCUUUUCUAUGUGCUUUGGGCGGAGUCUGUCUGCAGAAGAAGCCGGCUCCUGCUUGGCAAGACGCAAGAAAAUACAAUGUCCUGGCAAACAGUUCACAGGACGUCCAAUAUUGUCCCGUUACUCAGUUCAUAGGCCAACUGCUGCGGCUGUUACUAUGCACGAACGAGCGUUUCGGAGUCCAGAUACAGACGCACGUGAAGCAGCUAGUCGGUAAUGAGAUGUCGCCCGCGCUCUACCCCAUACUGUUCGACCAGAUCAAAGCGAUCGUUGACAAGUUCUUCGACCAACAACAGCAGGUAAUGCUCACGGAUAUGAACACUCAGUUUGUGGAACACACGAUAUUCAUCAUGAAGAGCAUAUUGGAGAACAAGAAGAAUGGUCAGCCCUGCGAGCCGCUCAGCACUACCUCUAUAGAGGGACUCAUGCUCGCAAUCGUUAGAUACGUCCGCCACCUGGAUAUGACGGUGCUGUCGGUGCACAUCAAGACCAAGUUGUGUCAGGUCGUCGAUGCCAUGAUGCGCCGCCGCGACGACCUCGCCUUCAGACAGGAGAUGAAGUUCCGCAACAAGAUGGUGGAGUACGUGACGGACUGGGUGCUCGGCACCAGCCACCAGAUCGCGCCGCCUCUCCGCGCUGACGCCUCCACCAUUACCAGAGAGUUGGAUCAGGCGUGUAUGGAGGCGGUCGCGGCGCUACUGAAAGGGCUGCCGCUGCAACCAGAGGAAUCUGAUCGUGGAGAUCUCAUGGAGGCCAAGAGCCAGUUGUUUCUGAAGUAUUUCACGUUGUUCAUGAAUCUGCUGAACGACUGUAACGAGGUGGAGCUGUCAGAGGGGCCGGGACGACUGGAGACGCUACGUAACGCGACCAUACAGGCCAUGUCCAACUUGCUCUCGGCGAAUAUCGACUCUGGACUCAUGCAUAGUAUUGACUUGGGAUACCACAGAGAUCUCCAAACUCGCGCCGCGUUCAUGGAGGUGCUGACGAAGAUCCUACAACAGGGCACGGAGUUUGACACACUAGCUGAGACCGUGCUCGCUGAUAGAUUCGAGCAGCUAGUGCAGCUGGUCACAAUGAUAUCAGAUAAAGGUGAGCUUCCGAUCGCGAUGGCGCUAGCGAACGUGGUGAGCACGGGUCAGAUGGACGAGCUGGCGCGCGUCUUCGUCACGCUGUUCGACGCCAAACACUUACUCGCGCCGCUGUUGUGGAACAUAUUCUUUCGGGAAGUCGAAGUGUCGGACUGCAUGCAGACCCUGUUCCGCGGCAACUCGCUGGGCAGCAAGAUAAUGGCGUACUGCUUCAAGAUAUACGGCUUCAACUACCUGCAGUCGCUGCUCGAGCCGCUCAUAUCCUCGCUGCUGGAUCAGGCGCAGGAGCAGCCGGAGUUGAGCUUCGAAGUAGACCCUGCUAGAUUGGAUCCAAGUCAAGAUAUAGAGGUGAACCGAUCAAAUCUUAUAGACCUCACUAAGGAGGUGUUUGAUAGAAUCAUCGGCUCCGCAAAAAAGUUCCCACCGCAACUGCGGAGCAUGUGUCAUUGUCUCUAUCAGGUUCUAAGUAAGAGGUUCUCCCAGUUUCCUCAAACGAGCGUCGGCGCGGUUGGCACUGUGCUAUUCCUGAGGUUUAUCAAUCCAGCUAUAGUGUCGCCGCAAGAGAUGGGCAUCGUGAACCGGCUUGUACCGCCGGCCGUGAAGCGCGGUUUGAUGCUCAUGUCCAAGAUCCUGCAGAAUAUCGCCAAUCACGUCGAGUUCUCAAAGGAGCAGCACAUGUUGCCCUUCAACAGCUUCCUUAAAGCCCACUUCGAGGCUGGACACAAGUUCUUCAUAGAGAUAGCGUCGGACUGCGAGAGCGCGGAGCAGGCGUCGCACAACUUGUCGUUCAUCAGUGAUGCUAAUGUGAUCGCGCUGCACCGCCUGCUGUGGAGCCACCAGGAGCGCAUCGGUGACUACCUCUCCUGCAGCCGCGACCACAAGGCCGUUGGCCGUCGACCCUUCGACAAGAUGGCGACGUUAUUGGCCUAUUUGGGACCACCAGAGCACAAACCAGUAGAAUCAUCGUCGAGUAUACUAUUUUCGUCGUACGCUCGCUGGUCGUCUAUCGACAUGUCGUCGACAAACUUUGAGGAGUUCAUAGUAAAGCACAACAUGCACCAGAAGGAGGAGUUCAGAGUCAUCAAGAAUCUGAACAUAUUCUACCAGGCUGGCACCAGUAAGAUCGGUAAUCCAGUGUUCUACUUCAUCUCGAGGAGAUACAAAAUUGGCGAAGUAAACGCGGACCUUCUGAUCUACCACGUGAUAUUGACUUUGAAGCCGUUCUGUCAGCAGCCUUUUGAACUGAUCGUAGACUUCACACACACCAACUCUGAUAACAGAUUUAGGACGGAUUUCCUUCAGAAGUGGUUCAGCGUGCUGCCCGAAUGCGCGUACAGCAACGUGCUAUGCUGCUACAUAUACAACUGCAACAGCUGGGUGCGCGAGUACACCAAGUUCCACGAGACCAUACUAGCGCCACUUAGGGGCAAUCGCAAACUGGUAUUCAUCGACAACCACAGCAAACUGAGCGACUACGUGGAGCCCGAGCAGCAGAAGCUGCCCGGCGCCACGCUCGGCCUGGAGGAGGACCUCAAGGUGUUCAACAACGCGCUCAAACUAUCGCACAAGGACACUAAAGUUGCUAUAAAGGUUGGACCGACUGCUUUACAAAUAACGUCAAUCGAGAAGACCAAAGUACUAGGAUUGCCAGUUCUUUUGAAUGAUGUGUACUACGCUUCAGAAAUUGAUGAGGUGUGCCUGGUGGACGACAACCAGUUCUCGCUGCUCAUCAUCAACGAGGCGACGCCGCUGAGCUUCAUACACAACGACUGCGACAACAUCGUGCAGUCCAUCAUACACAUCCGCAACCGAUGGGAGCUCAGUCAACCGGAUUCAGUUACGGUACAUCAGAAGAUCCGGCCUAAAGAUGUGCCGGGGACGCUACUCAACAUGGCGCUGCUGAACCUCGGCUCGUGCGACCCGCAGUUGAGAACCGCUGCCUACAACCAGCUGUGCGCUUUGACAGCUACAUUCCAUCUCAAGAUCGAGGGGCAACUUCUAGAAACGUCAGGUUUAUGUAUACCAUCAAACAACACAAUAUUCAUAAAAUCAGUGAGCGAAAAGCUGGCGCACAACGAACCCCAUUUGACACUUGAGUUUCUAGAGGAGUGUAUACAGGGCUUUAGAGGAUCUACUAUCGAGUUGAAGCAUUUGUGUCUCGAGUACAUGACUCCAUGGUUGGCCAAUUUAGUCAGAUUCUGUAAACCUUCGGAGGAAUCGCGACGUCAGAAGCAAGUGGCUCAAAUAUUAGAGAAGCUGAUAACACUGACCAUAGAGGAGACGGAGAUGUACCCUUCCGUGCAGGCCAAGAUCUGGGGCUCAAUAGGCCAGGUGCCAGAACUCAUCGACAUGGUCCUCGACAGCUUCAUACAGAGAAGCGUCAGCUCAGGUCUGGGCUCGCCUAUGAUUGAAAUAAUGGCGGAUACGGCUGUGGCUCUUGCUUCAGCGAAUGUGCAACUGGUCUCCAAGAAGAUUAUAGGUCGCAUUUGUCGGGCCCUUACCAAACUUCCCAACAAUGUGUUGGGUCCUGUUACUGCAGCUUCUGUGGUAGAUAAGACGUGUCAUUCGCCCACGGCCAUGUUGGAGCAGCACAUGAUGUGGGACGACAUUGCCAUACUCGCGAGAUACUUGCUGAUGCUGUCGUUCAACAACUGCCUGGACGUGGCGCGGCACCUGCCCUACCUGUUCCACGUGGUGACGUUCCUGGUUUGCUCGGGCACGCUAAGCAUGCGCGCCGCCACGCACGGCCUCGUCAUCAACAUCAUACACUCGCUCGCCACCUGCAACUCGCCGACAUUCUCCGAGGAAACUCAGCGUGUGUUGAUGCUGUCGCUGGACGAAUUUGCGCUGCCGAAGUUCUACCAGAUGUUCGGCAUAUCUAAAGUGAAGUCCGCCGCCGUCACCGCCUUCAGGAGCCCCUACAACAGGCAUGCUGGAGACUGGUACUGCGAGCCGUCGUACGGGUCGGAGGGGGGCGCGGGCGCGGACCGCGAGCGACUGCCGCUGCAGUCGCUGGAGACGAUUACGGACGUGCUGCUCGAGAUCAUGGAGGCCUGCAUGCGGAAUAUACCCGGCUGCGACUGGCUGUCCACGUGGACAACGCUCGUGAAAAGUUUUGCGUUCUGCUUUAACCCGGCGCUCCAGCCCCGAGCUUUGAUCGUCUUCGGCUGCAUAAGUAAAAAUGUGACGGACGAUGACAUGAAACAACUGCUGAGGAUACUGGUGAAGGCUCUAGAAUCGUUCAACGACCUGGCGCUACUCGAGGCGAUAAUCAUGUGCCUCACGAGACUACAACCACUGUUGUAUCCGGAGUCGCCGAUCCACGCGGCGCUGUUCUGGGUGGCGCUGUCGGUGCUGCAGCUGGACGAGCCCAUGUUGUACGCCGCCGGCCUCGCGCUCAUGGAGCAGAACUUGCACACGCUCGACUCCCAAGCCGCCUUCGAGCACAAGAGCUUGGAACAAGUGAUGAUGGAGACUAGAGAACCGCUCGAGUGGCAUUUCAAGCAGUUGGAUCACGUCGUAGGAUUAAGUUUCCGCUCGAACUUCCACUUCGCGCUGGUGGGUCACCUGCUGAAGGGGUUCCGCCACGCGGCGGCCGGUACCGUCGCACGCACGUGCCGCGUGCUCGCCGCGCUGCUCGCGCUCGCUGCCAGGGACACAGACGACAAGUUCCGCGCUACGCCGCAGACUAUCGCGUACCUUACUGCUCUCGUGUGUGUGAGCGAGGAAGUCCGAUCGAGAUGCCAUGUUAAACACACCCUCCCCAGGUGGCUGCCGGAAAACUACGAAUACUUUUGUACCUCCGUCGACAAUAACCAGACGCGUCGGCAGAAAUCAUGGGACAUCUUGGAACAUUCGUCCGUAUCGUCUAUGCACGGAGGUAAAUCCCCGACGCCGCAGCAGUCGAGCAGCGGCGGGCACAGUCCGCACCUGGCGCACGCGCCGCAUCAGACCGCUAGAAUGCGUUUUAAAACACAAAGGUCUUUCUCUGUGCCUAUAUCUAAGGACACGAUAGCGCCGCCCAGGGACGUUGAGGGUCGCGCGCACAGUGUGCAGCACGGCGGCACCGGCGAUGCAGCCAGAGAGAUGACAGAUGGCGACAGCGGGUACGAGGUCCAGGACACGGACGGUCGCGCGUCGCCGGGAAGCCUGGACGAGACGGACCGCCCAUCCUCCACCAAGUCCAACGACAGCGACUACCCAGACUCCUCCGCCAAGCAACCGUCGACGGGGGCGGAGUCAGGCGCAGCAGAGGGGGGCGCGGCGGCAGAAGGGAACUCGCUGCUGGACCCGGCCGUGCUCACCGACCCCACCACGCAGGCGCUCGUGCUCACUGUCCUCGCCACUCUCGUCAAGUACACCACAGAUGAGAAUGAAAUACGGAUUUUGUAUCAGUACUUAGCUGAGGGAUCGGUUGUGUUCCCGAAGGUGUUUCCUGUGAUUCACAGCCUGCUGGACAUGAAGAUCAACCACGUGUUGAUGCACUGCCACGACCAGGUCAUACUCAGCGCCGUGCAGAGCAUCAUCAAGAACAUGAUAGCAUCGGAGGACGCGAGUCAGCAACAGUUGCACUACAUGCAGAGCUGCGGCUUCGGCGGGCUGUGGCGGUUCGCGGGGCCAUUCACUAAGAACCCGUGCACCCCAGAGAGCUGCGAGCUAUUCGUCAACUGUCUAGAGGCGAUGGUGGAGACGUGUCUGUCGGGCGAGGACACGCGCGCGCCCGCCGCCGACGCCGAUCGCACCGACAGACCUGACAGGCCCGACAGGCCCGACCGACCUGACACGCUGCUCGACCGCCCCGAGCGACCCGAUCGACUCGACCGCGCGGAGACUUUCCCUAUUUCAGUAAUGCCCCGUCAGGGGACGCUUUUCGGCUCGGAUCCGGAGACAUAGACCAGAAGCAUCGUCACCAUUCUUGACACUAUAGCUCGAGUGGUGGUCAAGAUCUUUGUCACUUAUCGAGAAGUUAGAUAAAUCCAUGAAAAAGUUUAUAUGAAGAAUGCGUAGACUUAUAGUUGGAUAUAUUAUUAUUAUUAUUAUUGAAUAACGUAUUUUUAGGUUCCUUUGCACAAGUGACCAAAUUUUAUUAUUAUCGUAAGUUCGACAGUAAGUUAAGUAUUUUUUGCUUAAAACUUACCUCAAAUGAAAUGUUGAGCAUCAUGCGAUAUAAUAUUAUGUUAGUGA